CAGCAGCGCGGCUCAGGCCGUGCGGUGCCCAGCGGAGAGCGGCGCCGCCGCCCAGCGGCCCCCCGGGUCCUAGUGCCCGCCCGCCGGACCCCGCCGCCGCCAGCCCCCCAGGUUUGAGAUCUGCACAAGAACCAAGAUCAAGAGCCAUGGCAUCCAUCCCAUCAAGCGGCUCGCUCAUGGCCACGCACAACUACUACAGAAGGCGCCUGAGCUCUACAUCCAGCAACAGCUCCUGCGGCAGCUCUGAGUACUCUGGGGAGGUCAUCCCCCAUCCCCCAGGUCUGCCCAAAUCUGACCCUGGCCACUGGUGGGCCACCUUCUUCUUUGGGAAGACGACUCACCCAGCCAUGACAACCGUGUCAGAGUCCCUGGAGGGCCUGGGAGCCCCAGGGGUGCCGCCAGCAGCGAUGGGCUGUGUGCUGGUACCAGCCCCGGGACGGAGGCGUCACGCCAGCGAGCCCAGCGCAGGGCCCUCGGCCUGAGGGGGUCAGCGGCUGUUUCCCCGCUCCCUCGGCGGGCACAGCCCCUUCCCUCCCACUCCCCCUGUAGAAUUAGGCAGGCUGCUCCAAGGCAAAGGUGCUGCUUUGCAAUAAAGCCCAGCAAACCCACCCUGAGGAUCCCCACACCAGCCUUUGCCUCGAGGUACAGACGGCGCUUCCACGCAGCCCCAGUAACACGGUUCAUUUACCUUGUGCUCACACGAUGGCAACUAAUAAAACUGGAGCAGCCUUUGGAAA
This is a messenger RNA of Colius striatus (speckled mousebird), 737 nucleotides long. RefSeq names its product pancreatic progenitor cell differentiation and proliferation factor (gene PPDPF). Gene Ontology annotation, biological process: cell differentiation; multicellular organism development. Bases 147 to 482 code for a protein of 111 amino acids. The transcript has 5 exons. NCBI's taxonomy places the organism in Eukaryota, Metazoa, Chordata, Aves, Coliiformes, Coliidae. The record is from RefSeq and is a predicted model, not a curated record.